Myripristis murdjan (pinecone soldierfish) is the source of this 1278-nucleotide messenger RNA. RefSeq lists its product as uncharacterized. The transcript has 6 exons. Bases 79 to 708 code for a protein of 209 amino acids. Lineage: Eukaryota; Metazoa; Chordata; Actinopteri; Holocentriformes; Holocentridae. The record is from RefSeq and is a predicted model, not a curated record.
CUGGUUCUUUUGAGGAGACUCUAGCUGGCAGGAUCCCUGACAUUAGCGCUGGUGUCUGGCUGCCUGCUGUCUCUCGUCAUGGCUGCACAGCUUGUUGUCGCUCUGCUGGCUCUCACCUCCCUGGGUGCUGCAUCUGAGCUGGACUGCAAGGAGCUGGUUAAACCCCUGGUGCUGGACAGCCACAGCCCUAUCUAUGGGAAAUGGGUGCUGCAUGUGGGGUCAUGGGACCAGCCUGGCCUGAAGAGUGAUCUGGCGACAGUGAAAAGCUCCUGGGUGGAGCUGUCGCCCUCCUCCGACCAUGGAGUCAUCACCCUCUACUGGGCAGACCGCCUACAAGAAGAUAGAUGCCUCCAGGGUACUGCUAAUGCCACCAUGUCAGGAAUGACCAGUCAUACCACCUUUAAUAUCAAUGGUCACACUUCAUAUCAUGAGGGGAAAUACUAUGAGACCUGCGCUGACUGCCUGCUGUCUGAAGACACCACCCUCCUCCCUGACGGCGAGACAAAGGGCCGAUAUCUCUUCCUCUUUACGAGGACCGGAAACCUGGAGCCGUCUGAGUUAGAGACUUUCAAGAAUCAGGCAGAAUGUCUCAAAUUCCUCCCCGAGUACUACUAUGGAGGCACAGAUCUAUGUGAGGAUGACCGUGAAACUGCAAAGCCUGCAGAGAACACAGAGAACGCUGAAACUACCGAGCCGACCACGCAGUAAGGCCGAGCCUGUCAGUGUCCUUGUCCCCGUGAAUGGCUUCUACACACCCAAACAAACCGUGUUUAACAAAUGCAUAGUAGGUAGUAGAAUUGUGCUAUGAUCUGCAUGGCCUUUGGUGUAGUUCUGUGCUGUGGAACAAAACCUCUGAUCUUGGGUCGUUCAGGUGGUUAGACAAGUUCAAGUCGUGCUGGUAUAAAAGUCUGUAAAAAGUACUGUAUUGACUGAAAUGUGUUGUAACGUUACUGUGAGUUCCUGCCCAGCAAACUGUAAGACCUUUCAUGAUUUAAUACAAUAAAAGUGAAAUCUGAAAAGCGCAUGGCAUGUUUUGGCAGACAGCGGCUGAAAAAUCCACUUAAAUGCAUUUCAGUCUUUGUGAAUUGUUGGAUGUAUAACUGGUUAUUUUUAAUCAGCUGUGUGAGUUAAAUGAGAAUAAGUGUUAAUCUGCUUCUGUAUUGUGUUCUCUAUAUAGAGAGCAGGUGGCUCUCCUGCCGGCUCCUCUUGUAUUGCUAUGUAUUCUUUUUUUUAUUAUUAUUAUUUCCUAAUAAACCUGUCUUCCCAUGCAUGAAAAUG